UCAUUGUGAACUCAACUUGAAGCGUGGACUAUUGAAGCGGAUCAGCUUCAUUCACCUCUGCUCAUCUACCUUUCUUCUUAGCUUCUUUGUGUGUCCCCGCUUCUUCGUUCUGCCUUACACCUGAGCAGUCUCUGCUCUUUGUUACUUCGAGGCUCUUUUGUAAGCUCCUGAAAGAUGCUCUCUAGACCGAAGCUAUAGUUGGAACGAAGCGCUUGAAUCUUUUGACGUGUAGGGUGUGGUGCUCCGGAACUCAAAGAGAAUCGUUGUCAACUCCCUGCAACCAGUGACCAGGUGCCAUAAAAAAGAGUUUAGUAAUAAUGAGAUGGUGUCCUAGUGAAGCCAAGUAUUUUUGUUUUCAAUCGAAAGUGAAUUUAUCAGUAAUUGUUUUUGCAGUCUCAUACGAAGUACCUUGAAAAUACAUCAACAAAAUGUCGCUACAGUUUUGUACUACAUUAAGACUUUGCGUGAGUAUUCUAUUAGCACUCGCGUUAUAUAGUGACACGGGCGCAGCAUGUCCUGCCCUGUGUUCCUGCGGAAAAUGGAAAAGUGGAAAGGAGACAACCGAUUGCUCCCAAGGAGAAUUCACGAAGAUUCCCGAAGGACUACCUGUUACCACGCAAGUUUUGGAAUUGAUGGGUAACAACAUUGAUAUUCUUUAUGAUUACACUUUUCUGAACAAAAGUCUCGUGAACCUUCAGCGGCUGCAUAUGGCCGAAUGUGGAAUAACUGAAAUUCAUACCUUCGCUUUCGCACAGCUUUCUAAUUUAAUUGAACUUGAUCUGAGCUCCAAUAAAUUAAAAGUCAUUCCUGGUGAAGCGUUCGCCGGCUGUCCAGCGUUGCGGCAGCUCAACUUGAGGAGCAACGAAAUAAGUUUUAUAGAUGCCGAUGCCUUCACACACACCCCCUCGAUCGUCACUCUGGACAUCAGCCAUUCUGUGGUAACCCGCGUAGCACCUGAAGCUUUCCAAGCGCUCUCGAUGCUAGAAAGUUUGAAGUUGCAGAACAACAAGCUAAAAGAACUCCCUCGAAAAAUGAUAGACGGGCUCGCUGCUGUACACAAUUUAGAAGUUCAUGGCAACCCGUGGAUUUGCGACUGCAGAGUCCUGCCCCUUUGGCGCCUGCUCAUCCGACUCCGAGUUUCACAUCCAAUAACGCCCGCUUGUCAUGUUCCAACGGCUCUUCAGGGCUCAAAGUUUGACACUCUUGCCGAGAAAGAUUUGGCUUGUCCCCCUGAGAUACUGCCAGGGUCUCGAUUUGUCGAGGGAUUUGAGGGAGAAAACACUUCUGUUGCUUGUCGGGUGUGGGGAGAGCCGGCGCCUCGUGUCCAAUGGUACAUUGAUAACCAGGAAAUAACGAAUUUGGAUCACGGGAGACUUGUAAGUCUCGUUAAACACAAAGGCGAUGGAGAUACUGUCAGUAAUUUAGUAAUUUCGGAAACCAAGGAAACUGAUUCCGGUUUUCUACGUUGUGAAGCCAUCAAUCCUGCCGGGCGUGUCUCGGCAAAUUUUACGCUCGCAGUAAAAUCGCGGCCGAAGCCUGACGGGAGCUUCACGUCAAUUCAUGUGGCUGGCAUUACUGCUGCAGUUUUAUUGCUAAUCAUCGUUUUAAUUGCGGGUUUUAUUUUUUUCGGUCGGCGACGGUCGAGCACAACCAUGACAGCUCAGGAGAAGCAAAGCGAUAGCUCACCGUCGGCAGUAAUUGUUUGCGCUUCUCCGAAUCCAGUCCAGAAACCUCCAAGGCUCACAGAACUGACAAGUUCUAAUUCUGCGGAUCCUGACCUCAUAAGUCACCUCGCUAACGGCUACCCUGUGAUGAGUGGAAGCUCAGUAGGCCAGCCUGGAGAUUACACUCGAGUCGAAGGAGAUUCUCUCUACCCCAGCGGGAUCUGGGAUGAAAAUAAAACGAAAGAACAAAUACUGCAUGAACAUUUCAACCCAGGAUACGUAUCGUCUGAUACUCCUCAUCAUGGACCGAUCCAUUCAACGCCAAAUAGAAAUGACAAUUAUAUUGAUCCCAAAGUUUUUGGAUAUCCUUCGGACUUUGGACUGCCUAUUCCUGAAGCCGGACCACAUGACUCUUCGCAAUCUCAAAUCAGAAUGUCUAGUCCCUUACCAAAUCCCAGCCAACUGUACGACUCUCGUCAGGAGUUGGCGCUUUACAACGAUGCGUACGGCAACCAGCAAGACGUUUACCUUCAACGACCUAAGCCAAGUGGUGGACAUGAGCUCAGUGCCAUGUACGAAAUGGUUGAAGUUGGAAGUCCUCUGAAAGUAUCCAUGAAUUCUCAUGCAAAUCUACACGACUCUGGCCAUCAGGAUGCUUCACCCGGAAACUUUGACGAAGACUCAUCUAGAGGAAUCGAUCUUGAUGGUUCGGAAAGCACUCCAUCGAGUUGCCCUUCCGGAGACCGACCUUGGAUUCCAGGUUCGGCAGGUCGACCGGUCGUACCAAUGGGCAUACAGGUUUUGCCUCCUCUUCCGGCUAACAGCACAUUACACCGCAUCAAACCUCGAGACUCUCCCGACGAAGGGUAUCAGGAGGGAACUGAGGUUUAAACUAGAAAUGUACAUAGAUGUGUGUAUAGUUUAUUAUUGUUUCGAUAGCUUUAUCAAUGUCAUGGAGGUACCAUUGCAAAGAUCGAUAUUAGUAUUUAUCUAGGACUUUGAAAUGUCUGUGAUUCAUUAUAUUGUGUGUACGUGUGAAGUUCAAUAAUUACAUUAGUGUAUUGUAAUAUUAUAAUUUUAAAUAUUUAACCUAAAUAACCUACGCAGCAAUGCCUCUGAACAAUGCGCUUAUGCAAUUUAAACUUAUUUUAUGAAGUCGCUUUCCACUGAAAAGGCAAACGCUCUUCAUGAACCACUAAAGGCUCUAAGGAACUUCUUCUCAAUCCAACACUUAUAUUUUCUGCACCUCGAUUAGGUUUUAUGGCAUGGAAACUUCUCUGUGCUUCGUUUAUCUUACAUUUAGUUUUGAGAAAAAAAUAACGAAAAGGUGAAAUCAAAUAUAUGUCAAGGUGAAGAUAAAAUUGAUAAGUAUGCAGUAUCGUAUAGAAUCGUUAAUAUCCUCUAAUAACAUGCUUUCUUUCAUGCAAAGUAAUGAAAAGUAUUGUUCUUUACCUUUUGUCGUUAAAGCCAUGAAACGCUGAAUGAAGGAAGAAGCCAGUAAUACAAUUUUCAUGUU
This is a messenger RNA of Hyalella azteca, 3180 nucleotides long. Its product is annotated as leucine-rich repeat-containing protein 24-like. The transcript has a single exon. Gene Ontology annotation, molecular function: protein binding. Lineage: Eukaryota; Metazoa; Arthropoda; Malacostraca; Amphipoda; Hyalellidae. The record is from RefSeq and is a predicted model, not a curated record. Bases 429 to 2555 code for a protein of 708 amino acids.